Thrips palmi is the source of this 2351-nucleotide messenger RNA. Its product is annotated as collagen alpha-2(IV) chain-like. The record is from RefSeq and is a predicted model, not a curated record. The transcript has 3 exons. Lineage: Eukaryota; Metazoa; Arthropoda; Insecta; Thysanoptera; Thripidae. Bases 167 to 1897 code for a protein of 576 amino acids.
UAAAUUGCACGUUGGCCGGUCCGAGAGCGCAGUGCCACAGCGACCGCGCCGCGCACUCCUCGUGCCUCGAGCCCCUCGUGCCGAUUGUGCUCAGUGAACCUGCAGUGACCGUGCAGUGCAGCAGCAGCCCCUUGGAUAUUACCUGCGCCCCGUACACACCGCCGCCAUGGCCCGACGCGCCGCCAGGAGUGCGGUGCUGCUGCUGGGAGCCCUGUGCGUGCUCGCCGUGCCGCUGGACGCCGCCGCCACCGCCAGGGACAGGAGGGCGCUACUGCCAGGUAGUCCCAGCAACUCCUAUCUGCCGCCCACCGCGGGAGGCCCAGGCGGCGCUAGUGGACCCGGGGCCGCUCCUGGAGCCCGAGGACCCCAAGGCGGCUUCCCCGGCGUCGCUCCGGGCGGCCAGGGCAGUUUUGGACCCCAGGGCGGCCUCAACGCAGCUGGCUUCACCGGGCCCCAAGGUGCUGGGCUCGGUCCUCAGGGCCCUGGAUUUGGACCGCAGGGCGCUGGACUUGGUCCGCAGGGUGCCGGAUUCGGACCGCAGGGCGCUGGACUCGGCCCUCAGGGUGCCGGAUUCGGACCACAGGGCGCUGGACUCGGCCCUCAGGGCCCUGGAUUUGGACCACAGGGCGGCCUAAACCGUGGCGUCAAUGCUCCCGCUGACUCGUACAUCGCCCCCGGCGGACCUGGAUCCAACAACAUCGGUGGUCAGAACCGCUUCGCCGGAAACGGCCAGCAAGGCCAGCAGGGCUUUAACGGCCAGCCAGGCUUCAACGGCCAACAGGGCUUCAACGGUCAGCCAGGCUUCAACGGCCCGCAGGGCUUCAACGGCCAGCCAGGCUUCAACGGCCCGCAAGGAUUCAACGGCCAGCCAGGCUUCAACGGCAACAACCUGGGCGGCGGCAACGCCCCCGGCAGAACCUACGGCGUCCCUGGCGUCGGCCAGAACAGCGGACUGCAGGGAGGAGUGAACGGCCCCGCGCGCACGCUGCAGACCCCCAACGGCUUCGCUGGCAACAACGCCUUCCCUAGCCAGCAGCCCCAGCAGGGUGGUUUCCCCGGCCAGCAGGGCGGUUUCCCCGGCCAGCAGGGCGGUUUCCCCGGCCAGCAGGGCGGCUUCCCGGGACAGCAGGGUGGCGCUCCAGGCUUCCGCGGCGCGCAGGGUGGUCUUCCCGGCCAGCAGGGUGUGGGAGCAGGAUACGCCCCUGGUCAAGGUGCUUUCCCUGGACAGCAGGGAGCUUUCCCCGGACAACAGGGCGCUUUCCCCGGACAGCAGAAUGGAUUCCAGAACCAACAGGGUGGUUUCCCAGGACAGCAAGGCGGUGCCCCGGGCUUCCGUGGUGCGCAGGGCGGCCUUCCUGGCCAGCAGGGUCUGUUCCCCCAAGGCCAAGGACUUGGCGUGUACGCCCCCGGGCAGCAGGGGUACUCUAGCGGCAGGCCCACUGGCGGCUUCAACGGCCCCGUCGGCACUGGCCAGCCCGGCUUCAACAACCUGCCCGGUGCCCAGUUCCCUGGCCAGCAAGGGGGCUUCCCCGGACAGCAAGGGCCUGGAUUCCGCGGCCAGCAGGGUGGUCUCCCUGGACAGCAGGGUGGCCUCCCCGGACAGCAGGGUGGCCUCCCUGGACAGCAGGGUGGCUUCCCCGGACAGCAGGGUGGUUUCCCCGGGCAGCAGGGUGGUCUUCCUGGACAGCAGGGUGGUCUUCCUGGACAACAGGGUAGGUUCCCUGGACAGCAGGGUGGCUUCCCCGGACAGCAGGGUGGUUUCCCCGGACAGCAGGGUGGUCUUCCUGCACUGCAGGGUGGCUUCCCCGGGCAGCAGGGUGGCCUCCCCGGACAGCAGGGUCCUGCAUUCAGGCAGCCCGGUCAGGGCCAGCAGGGAUUCCAGGGGUACCAGUACUAGAUUGACUACUCUGCAGCGGAAGGGAGUGUCUCCCCCACGCGGCUCGCGCUGCUCCCAGCGCCACGACUCCGCCACCGAUACUCCGUGUCGCUAGCGCAGGCAGGGCGCAGAUACCCCGCGCGGAGAGGCCCGGUCCCUUUCCCCGUUCGGAGUCGUGUCGGUGUUGGCAGAGUGUAGAGCUGGGGGAGGAUAAAGGAGUCCAUUUGUGUUCUUGUCAAAAGAAAGUUACCAAUUCCAAGUUACCAGUAUAAGCCACGUAGGGCUUUCCUUUAUUUAUUUCUUUGCGUAGUUUAAUUUUGUUAGAUAUUUAUUUAUUUUUCCUUUAGCUCUCGAUUUAUUUUUCUUUGGCUGAACCACACUAUUUGUAAAUCGUGUCACGUAUUUUUCUAUACUUUUGUAACUCUUCAAAAAGUGAAAAAGGGAUAGAAUUAAAAAUAACCAAAACAAUCCACCA